Phytomonas sp. EM1 is the source of this 495-nucleotide messenger RNA. NCBI's taxonomy places the organism in Eukaryota, Euglenozoa, Kinetoplastea, Trypanosomatida, Trypanosomatidae. The record is from the annotation of a GenBank genome assembly.
AUGUAUCCUCAAAGUGCGGCCUUCUUCGGCGCCCUCGGCGCCGUCUCGUCCGUUGUUUUUGCAAAUAUGGGUUCCUCCUACGGUGCUGCGAAGGCGGGCGUCGGCGUCACCUAUCUUGGGAUUAAAACCCCCGAAAAAAUCAUGCGUGGGAUCGUGCCAGUAAUUAUGGCGGGUAUUUUAGGUAUUUACGGUCUGAUUAUUGCAGUAAUCAUCAACAAUAACAUUAAAACUGAGCUUAACAGUUACUCUUUGUAUUCAGGAUAUCUUCAUCUUGGGGCUGGAUUGGCUGCAGGCUUGUCAUCACUUGGUGCAGGGUUCGCCAUUGGAGUUGUUGGCGACACCGCGGCUCGCUCAUAUGGAAAGCAGGAUAAAAUUUUUGUCGCGAUGGUGUUGAUGCUUAUUUUUUCCGAAGCUUUGGGACUCUAUGGGCUCAUUAUUGCCUUGCUUAUGAGCAACAAGGCAAGCCGAUACACGGAUCUUUGUGCAUCCGCGUAA